AUGGGGCAGCCCUGUGCCAGCCAGAGUAGUCUGAAGGACAUCAACUGGGACAGCUCACAGUGGCAGCCCCUGAUCCAGGACCGCUGCUUCCUGUCCUGGCUGGUAAAGAUCCCAUCGGAGCAGGAGCAGCUUCGCGCCCGUCAGAUCACUGCCCAGCAGAUCAACAAGUUGGAGGAGCUCUGGAAGGACAACCCCACUGCCACCUUAGAAGACCUGGAGAAGCCUGGAGUGGACGAGGAGCCCCAGCAUGUGCUGCUACGCUAUGAGGACGCCUACCAGUACCAAAACAUCUUUGGCCCUUUGGUCAAACUGGAGGCUGACUAUGACAAGAAGCUUAAGGAGUCCCAGACUCAAGAUAAUAUAACAGUCAGGUGGGACCUGGGGCUGAAUAAAAAGCGGAUUGCCUAUUUCACACUGCCCAAGACGGACUCAGGUGAUAUGCGGCUGAUGCAAGGUGACGAGAUCUGCUUGCGGUACAAGGGAGACCUGGCCCCGCUGUGGAAAGGCAUUGGUCAUGUCAUCAAAGUCCCUGACAACUAUGGAGAUGAAAUUGCCAUUGAGCUGAGGAGCAGUGUUGGAGCACCUGUGGAAAUCCCACACAACUUCCAGGUGGACUUUGUGUGGAAGUCCACAUCCUUUGACAGGAUGCAGAGCGCCCUGAAGACGUUUGCGGUUGACGAGACCUCCGUGUCUGGUUACAUUUACCACAAACUGCUGGGCCACGAGGUGGAGGAUGUGACCAUCAAGUGCCAGCUGCCAAAGCGCUUCACUGCCCAGGGCCUGCCCGACCUCAAUCACUCACAGGUGUACGCUGUGAAGACGGUGCUGCAGAGGCCUCUCAGUCUGAUCCAGGGUCCUCCUGGCACUGGGAAGACGGUCACCUCUGCCACUAUCGUCUACCACCUGUCCCGACAGGGCAACGGACCAGUUCUGGUUUGUGCUCCCAGUAACAUUGCUGUGGAUCAGUUGACUGAGAAGAUUGACAAGACUGGACUGAAGGUCGUCAGGCUGUGUGCCAAGAGCAGGGAGGCCAUCGAGUCACCAGUCUCCUUCCUGGCUCUGCACAACCAGAUCAGCAACAUGGACAGUAUGCCGGAGCUUCAGAAACUUCAGCAGCUGAAGGAUGAGACCGGUGAGCUGUCGUCUGCCGAUGAGAAGCGUUACAGGGCUCUGAAGCGCACCGCUGAGAGGGAGCUGCUCAUGAAUGCUGAUGUUAUCUGCUGUACCUGCGUCGGCGCUGGAGACCCUCGUCUGGCCAAAAUGCAGUUCCGCUCCAUCCUGAUUGAUGAGAGCACCCAGGCCACCGAGCCAGAGUGCAUGGUGCCCGUGGUGCUUGGAGCCAAGCAGCUCAUUCUGGUGGGUGAUCACUGCCAGCUCGGUCCCGUGGUGAUGUGUAAGAAAGCAGCCAAAGCAGGUCUGUCCCAGUCCCUGUUUGAGCGCCUGGUGGUCCUGGGGAUCCGGCCCAUCCGCCUGCAGGUCCAGUACCGCAUGCACCCUGCUCUCAGCGCCUUCCCCUCCAACAUCUUCUAUGAGGGCUCUCUGCAGAACGGAGUCACUGCAGCUGACCGCAUCAAGAAGGGGUUCGACUUCCAGUGGCCACAGCCCGACAAACCCAUGUUCUUCUACGUGACUCAGGGUCAGGAGGAGAUUGCCAGCUCCGGAACCUCCUACCUUAACAGGACGGAGGCUGCCAAUGUAGAGAAGAUCACCACCAGGCUGCUGAAGGCUGGAGCCAAACCUGACCAAAUCGGCAUCAUCACCCCGUACGAGGGUCAGCGCUCCUACCUGGUCCAGUACAUGCAGUUCAGCGGCUCCCUGCACACCAAACUCUAUCAGCAAGUGGAAAUUGCCAGUGUGGACGCCUUCCAGGGCAGAGAGAAGGACUUCAUCAUCCUGUCUUGUGUGCGUGCCAACGAGCACCAGGGCAUCGGCUUCCUGAACGACCCGCGUCGUCUCAACGUGGCGCUGACCAGAGCCAAGUACGGUGUGAUCAUCGUGGGAAACCCCAAGGCCCUCUCCAAGCAGCCGCUGUGGAACAACCUGCUGAACAACUACAAAGAGCAGAAAGUCCUGGUGGAGGGACCCCUCAACAACCUGAGGGAGAGCCUCAUGCAGUUCAGCAAGCCCCGCAAACUGGUCAACACCAUCAACCCUGGCGGACGUUUUAUGAGCACUGCAAUGUACGACGCCCGCGAGGCCCUCAUCCCAGGCUCCGCCUACGACCGCAGCAAUGCCGGCGGACGUCCGUCCAACAUGUACUUUCAAACUCACGACCAGAUUGGGAUGAUUGGGGCAGGACCCGGUCACAUGGCUAUGAAUAUUCCCAUUCCCUUCAACCUGGUGAUGCCCCCAAUGCCUCCGCCCAGUUACCUGGGGCAGACCAACGGCCCUGCUGCAGGUCGUGGAGCGAUGAAGGGUAAGCCUGGACGUGGCGGGCGGCAGAGGGUCCGAGGGUCGGCCCACCAGGGGGCCAGUCAGGGUAACGGACCAAACAGCCAGGCCAGCCAGGACGGGGCCUCCCAGCCCUUCUCCCAGGGGCCGCUGACUCAGGGCUACAUCAACAUGAGCCAGCCCUCUCAGAUGAGCCAGCCUGGCCUCUCCCAGCCGGAGCUCUCCCAGGACAGCUACCUAGGCGAUGAGUUCAAGUCCCAGAUCGACGUGGCUUUGUCCCAGGACUCUACUUACCAGGGUGAACGUGCAUACCAGCAUGGUGGGGUGACUGGACUGUCACAGUACUAGAGUGUAUCUUUAAAGAAGGGAGCUAGGCUUGAGCUGAGCUUAGUUCAUCAGCUUUUUAAUCUGGGAAAUAAUAAAAACAUAAAAUGGAUACCUGUUUUCCUCUGCUACAACCGAAGCACCACCGAGUGAAAGCGACGGGAUAGCGAAACCAAACCAAUGACCAGCGAGAGAGAUAAGAGGGUGGAAGACGUAGAGAGCACGAACGGACGGGCAUGGAGACGGCGAGAGAGGCCGAGUGAACAAGCAAGAGGCGGGGGCCGAUGCCCGUGCAGUGUGAAGGAGGGGAGUCGAGAAGAUGGCGGCAUGUGGUCGGGCUGCUGAGGGAAACGGAGCGGAGAUCUCAGCGGUCUCUCGUGGGAAUCCAAAUGAGGUUCAAUUCCCAAUAAAAUAAUCCAGCCUACCCCUUCAACCCACAGCCUCCAGGAAGUGUAGGAAAGCCAUCUGAUCUCCAGGUGGGGAUCGACGCUUUCUAGCCGAAUUUGAAGAACUUGUUCUCCAAACUUUGCAGGGGGCUUGAAAACAGAAAGCCAUCGAACAGGAAACACAAAAUCCCAGUGCUAAAAGUCAGUUGGUUUAUCCACCUGAAUCUCUGAAAUGUGGUUUACCAUGGGAGGAGAGGGGCACCAACACUCUUCCAGUGGGCCCUAAAGCCUCAGCAGCCUCAGAAGGAAGCAGCAGUCGACACCCUCUCGGAGAGGAAAUAUAAACACGGUUUCUGUGUUUGAGUCUGAGAUUAAAGAGCCUUGAAUUGAAAUACCUUUCACUUGCCUUGAGAACCACUGGCUCUUUCACAAGGUCUUUGACAGCUGGUUUGUGACCACACGUCAGUGGUGCAGUGGCACGGGGAUUUCAGACUGUUUUUUCAAGGCAUGACAAGCGAAUCCCACCGGUAUCGCGAUCAUCAUGGGACAGUUUUUUCUUCUCUGAAGUACCUUUCCUAUCACAGAGCACAAAAUUGCAAAAAGGUCAUCGAAACUAUCAAACAUGACCAGCAUUGAAUAUUCGACUCAAUGUCAUUUGAUGUUUCAGCAAAAGGCUUUUCCUUAUUUGAAUCUUUUGAAAGCAGGCGUUGUUGAUGUCCUGCUGUGCUUCAUGACCAGAUGUCUUUUUGAAAACACUGUGUGUACGCUUAGAUUGGCAAACGCUUGAAAGCUUUGCGUUGAUAGAUUCCUCAGGGGGUUGUGGGCUGUCCACACUCAUCAGAAAUAUCCCUGCUUGAGGUGAAAGAAACCAAACGAGGGGGAGAGAGGGAUGAUGGUAGUUGAUGCUUACAGGCGGCCGUGGCAAUCAAUCCACCACAGGUAGGGAGUAGAAAAGGAAGGUGGCUGAGGGAAAGGAAAUGUGAGUUUCCACAUCUGGAAGACUAGCUGAGGUUAUUUUCAGGGGUUGAGAAUGCUGAUUGAAACAUUACUUUAGGACUCUUCUGUCCAUAUAGAUUAGGUAACUUGUAAACCCAUUGUUAUAAAUACAAAUAAAUCACAGCAUUUAGAUUUUUGUGAAUAUUGUUCACAUAACAAGCAAUAUAGUCAGGCUGAUGGCCAUAUUGCUAAGCCACACACAUGUAACGAGUGAAUUAUCAUUGGUAAUUGUGUAAUACAUAAUUUAAAUAUUAAUGUAAUCUGAAAGAUCUUUAGUUAAUGUGUGAAUAAAAACAUGACUAGACCCUAGUCACAGUGCACAUGCCAUCAGUACUGAUAAGAUGGUGAGAACAAACAUGAAAGUGAGUGAGAACCUGAAUCAGUGCCUAUAAUAAAUCACCUUCAUAUAAACAGCUGCAGCACAAGCAUGAAUGUAGUUAAAAAUCAAACUACCAGCAAACAAACCUUCCAGGCAUCAGAGGGUUGAAGAAACCCUCAGGAAAGGACUUGUUGUAUUUUUAUUUUUGUAAUAAAAUCAGGCCAGGUAAAUAGGAGGUCAGUUGUUUUAGCAGCCAGGUAAAUUCUCUAAGGAUGGGCAUAUAAAAAAGCCACCUUCCUUCUCUUGUAAAAAACGAAAGCUGGUAGAAUUUACUUUUCUUUCUGUGGACUUGUGAUUUGUGCGAAACUGUAUCGCCUGCUUUAUGUAUUCCUUGUAGAGUUCCUCUCCAGAUUUAUGUUGAUCCUAACCCUCUUCCUGGAACACUGAACCUGAUCCAAACGUUUCUUUAGUCAGGAGUCUCCCUGUGUGUGUCAUGUUUUGUUCAGUUGGAUAUUUAGCCGUUGUGUAGUUUUACUAAGAUCUGUUUGCUGACAAAAGGAAUGAGGCGAACUCUGUUCCCUUUUCAUAAGUUUUGUAUCUUCUCCUCAAUGUCUGAGAGAUUGUAGUUUUGUAACUCUUCCAGGAAAGAUGUAUUUUAUUUGUUGUUAAACACAGUAAGAAUGUACUCCAGUGUUUCUCACCUGCUUCUUAUUUCAGCAGACAAUCAUGUCGCUAGUAGAUGUGGCCAUGUUUAAUUGACUUAGAAAUUGUGUUUGAAUCUCUUUAGUGCAAUGAUUUAAUGUCACAGAUCGACCCGUUCCUUUGAAUCCUAACAUGUAAUAGCUUUAAGAACCUGCUGCCGUAAUAUUAUUGCUUUGGUGUUUCCUUAUCUUCUGAGCCAUGAUGAAUUUCAACAUGUAGAGUGAUCAUUGAAGUAAUUCAGUAGUUGUUAAACAUUUGCAUCCAAUCCCUUGAUUCUGUCAUCAGGCAAUGUGAUGUUGAUAUCUAUUUGAAACGUCUUGCAGUGAAGUUUCAUCACAUGGUGGUUCCUUGUUUACCUGAAUCAAUAAAGGCUGUCGACUUGA
Notothenia coriiceps (black rockcod) is the source of this 5501-nucleotide messenger RNA. RefSeq names its product regulator of nonsense transcripts 1. The transcript has 21 exons. The coding region runs from base 1 to 2739 and encodes 912 amino acids. The record is from RefSeq and is a predicted model, not a curated record. Gene Ontology annotation, cellular component: cytoplasm. Gene Ontology annotation, molecular function: zinc ion binding; RNA binding; RNA helicase activity. Gene Ontology annotation, biological process: nuclear-transcribed mRNA catabolic process, nonsense-mediated decay. Lineage: Eukaryota; Metazoa; Chordata; Actinopteri; Perciformes; Nototheniidae.